This is a messenger RNA of Papilio machaon (common yellow swallowtail), 2177 nucleotides long. RefSeq lists its product as uncharacterized. The coding region runs from base 609 to 2177 and encodes 522 amino acids. NCBI's taxonomy places the organism in Eukaryota, Metazoa, Arthropoda, Insecta, Lepidoptera, Papilionidae. The transcript has 3 exons. The record is from RefSeq and is a predicted model, not a curated record.
CGGUGCACACAGACGCUCACCUACACUGCUAUAAACGAAUCCAGCUCUUAUACAUCAAGAAAUAACGAAGAUUAUUACGUGUACUGAAGAUAUAAUAAGUGUGUGUGUUGGAUUGUGUUGGUGUGCGCGCCCUGCGCCACUGCAACGAGCCCUAGGUCAGUACACCCCGAUGCAUACACCGGAGUGCAUCACGUCGCGUCACAGAAUAAAAAAUCAAAAAUCACCAAAAAAAUCCACCAAAAUAUUCACGUUUUAGUAAAAAGAAAAUGCUGGAAAAUUUUUAGAUUUUUUUUUAAAAGAUCGUGAACGAAAGUUCGGUUUUCGAUUCGCGUCUUUGUCCGCCGCCAUAUUGGAUCCGACGAUUUUGAGAAUGCAGCCACGAAAAAAAAUGUGAUCAAAUUGUGGGAUUUUUUUUUUCGGGGAAGAACUUCCGCUAAUCGAUUUUGGCCGUUGCUUCGAUUCGAGAAAGAGACAUUUCACCAUCAUUGCUCUGCUGCUCAUAGUCAUCAUCAUAUGCGUUAUAGACAUCUACUUUUCGUCAAGAGUAGCGAAACAGGAGCAUAUCCUGAAUAGACUGUGCAAGGCCAUCUCAUCUGAAGAUUGUUAAGAUGGAGUCCGGAGCAUACAAUUGCGUUAAGUCGCAUCAUGAUAUACAGACCAGAGACAAGUCCAGCCAGGCGUUACUCUACAACACCUUUGUGGCGCCGAUGCCGUAUGUGGGUAGUACAAUAGUGCCCAUAGACGCAUUUCCUGCAGCCAGCGACCACAUGGCAUCUCUCGACACCCCAUUCCCACGUAAUUAUACAUCCUCGAAUAUACACAGCCAUUCCAUUAUCACCUCUUUUUCUUCAGUGGCCCAGCCAUUCACUUCACCACCUCCCCAACCUCGCAACACGAGGUCUGACACAUCAGUGCUACAAGGUGGCGCUUUACAGCAGGUCUUGGACCUGACUACUUAUUUCACCCCAAAACAGCUGCUGCUCAUUAAUAGCAAUCGUCUAUGGAUAACGAAGAAAGGGGAACUUUUGGACAAACUCGGCCCAGGCAUAUCAUACCGGUCAUCGCCCCUCUCCUCCGCGGAGGCAGCAGCGAUCGCUGAGCGUUUUGGGGCGCCCGCCUCCUCCUCUUCCGAUGAAUACGAAGAUGCCAUAUCAUCUAGCAUCGCGGAUGCAAUGACAGAACCUACGCCCUCAACAUCUACACCAAACCGUGGUCAGCCCAUAGCCGCACCUCUACCGCCGGAGCCUGCAUGCAGAUCGAAAAUCUCUGUCAUUCCAUGCGUAUCCGUAAAAAGUCAACGCGCAAGUUUUCAGGCUGGCACACCAACAACUCCUCCCAAAUCUAAGAUAUGUAUAGCUUUAGAAGCACACAUGGCCGAAUCGAAGACCAGUACCCAACCCCUGGUUAACUUAGUCAUGAGCCCACACGCUAGGGACAUCUCUGCCGUGCAACUGCUCCUGUCCUUCAUGAGCGUGUCUAACGCCUCCCACAUAGACACAGUUCCGGUUUUGAGGGGGCUACUAUAUGUCUACGGACAUCCUGACAACGUGUACAGGCUAGACAAGCUGCCUAACCACUUUGUGCGUCGCGAUGACCUCACGCACACCCCUACAUACACGACCUACGUGCAGCCCCGGGAUCAAGGACGUCACAACAUAAACGUCAUGUGCUGCACUUUGGACGCCUUCGCAUCCCACAUAAAGGGGCGGGACGUUGGCAUGGCCAAUCGCUGGCCCGUUUCUCUCAUGGACAACAAGUGGACAGCAGUGCCCAUAACUUCAGACAUGGUAAUUGAGUCCUGGAUCACCGAGUACACACUCACAUUUCUAACAUCUGAGAUAUGGGCCGGUAGACUGAGUCGCCGCUCUAACCACGUGCAUCGGGGAGUUGGUGGCAAUAUGGAGAACACAUCGUACACCACUAUCCCAAAGGCCCAUAACGUGCACAUUCCCGGGCCCACCGAGUUGGUGUUGGUGCUAGUAGAUGACAGCAUCACCUUCGGAAACCGCACAGUGCCCAUGUUAAGGGACGAAGGCCUGCGUGUUUACAACGGGUCACAGUACCUCACAGCCAACGAAGACAUCGGCAACUACGUUGUCAACAUGACUGAUAUAUAUUACCAGCGGCCCGACAACAUCCAGCAGUCUGCUGUCCAGAUGAGCCAUGCCCUUGAGUGA